AAGAACAGACACACGCCAGCUGCAGUCUCGCGUGGGUGAGGUGUGGUGGAUUCGUGCUUGGAUUGGAUAGACGGCUAACUCGGGUCUCCCUUGCAAGCUCACCUGGCAGGGUACGAGGGUUCAUCUUCCCUCCCCCGAAAGGGGAUGCCCACAUGCCACAGGACUGGGCAUCCCAAGAUGCGCAAGCCGUAUGUGCAGCUGUCUGUGCGUCCAGGAGGGAAGAUGGGUAAAAUCCUUCUUAUUCUCCUUCUUCUUGUGCUGGUUCAUCACUGCGCAACUGCCACAGGGAUCGGGGUUUCAUUGUGGCGGUUGAAGCACACCCAUUGGAGCAUCUCACAAAUAUCAACCGUAACAAAUGCUCGGCCUGUGUUAUCCAAGCUUAGCAGUCGUUGUUUUGGGCCGGGGUCGACAAGACCACCCAGAAGUAGGGACGGAUUGCGGAAGACGGGCGCCGUCACUGAUGAAGGGUUAGCCUUUCUGCGCGGUCGCAGUCACGGCGUGAGACGUCUCGAGCCGAUGGAAGCCCUAGAUCAGACCGUCCCACGAAUCCACGAUAGGCGUCCGCACCUUCUGCACCUACUGCACCUGACGAACUCUGAACGCACGCCGAGGCUGCUCUAGCCGUGACACGUUGCAGGCCGACUGUUGUUGCUCAGAAGCAAUCAUGUCGAGUGGAUGGCAUGUGGAAGUCUGUUUGUUUCGUUUCCAGCGCUUGUUUCGCGCCAUCGUAACCAAAGUUUCUCGGUGUUGUAGCCCAGAAACAAGAACUAUCCGCAACGCCUAAUAAGUGCACUUAUUGUGUCUUUUGGACCCAUCGAGCUCGGCUGGUUGGGGCCGUCUAAAUGACAAUUGUCUAGCCACGCUGUACCUGCACUUGGGCCA
This is a messenger RNA of Colletotrichum acutatum, 882 nucleotides long. RefSeq lists its product as uncharacterized. Lineage: Eukaryota; Fungi; Ascomycota; Sordariomycetes; Glomerellales; Glomerellaceae. The transcript has a single exon. The record is from RefSeq and is a predicted model, not a curated record. Bases 145 to 621 code for a protein of 158 amino acids.